Molecule: messenger RNA, 639 nt
Organism: Schistosoma rodhaini
Lineage: Eukaryota; Metazoa; Platyhelminthes; Trematoda; Strigeidida; Schistosomatidae
Source: the annotation of a GenBank genome assembly
AUGAUGGCUGGCGAGCAUAUCAAGGUUAUCUAUUUUGACGGACGCGGACGUGCUGAAUCGAUUCGGAUGACUCUUGUGGCAGCUGGUGUAGACUACGAAGAUGAGAGAAUUAAUUUCCAAGAUUGGCCGAAAGUCAAACCAACUAUUCCAGGCGGACGAUUGCCUGCAGUGAAAAUCACUGAUAAUCAUGGGCACGUGAAAUGGAUGUUAGAGAGUUUGGCUAUUGCACGGUAUAUGGCGAAGAAACAUCAUAUGAUGGGUGAAACAGACGAGGAAUACUAUAGUGUUGAAAAGUUGAUUGGUCAGGCUGAAGAUCUUGAACAUGAAUAUCACAAAACUUUGAUGAAGCCACAAGAAGAGAAAGAGAAGAUAACCAAAGAGAUAUUGAACGGCAAAGUUCCAGUUCUUCUCAAUCUGAUCUGCGAAUCUCUGAAAGCGUCGACAGGCAAGCUGGCUGUUGGGGACAAAGUGACUCUAGCUGAUUUAGUUCUGAUUGCUGUCAUUGAUCAUGUGACUGAUCUGGAUAAAGGAUUUCUAACUGGCAAGUAUCCUGAGAUCCAUAAACAUCGAGAAAAUCUGUUAACCAGUUCACCGCGUCUGGCGAAAUAUUUAUCGAACAGGCCUGCAACUCCCUUCUAA